UACGCGCGCUUUUACGGAGGCGAGGAACGCGGAGUUUCGGUCUACGAAUGAUUAACCGCGGAACGUGACGCGCGCCGCCCUGCACGCGCUUCUCCGGCGGCGCGAUGAAGGAGCUCGCGCAGCAUCACCGGGGGUGGGGUGUGUUCCGUCGUCCCUGGCAACCGGGCAGAAAUCAAAGCCCGAGGCUCGCGCUGGGCUGGGUCUGUCCGCCGCGCCAGGUGCGAUCUCGGGUGUUCUCGUGGGAACUCCCUCCGGAGGCUCUUCCUGCGGUGCGCCUCCACGCAUCCAGCGCCCCGGGAUAUAAUGGAGGAGUCCCGCGCGUGACACUCGCGUUUGGGACGGACUUCACCCGCCUCGUGUCCCGGUGAAACUUGUCCGAGGAGCUGGCGCGCGGAGCAAGCGGAGCUCGCACAGAAAUGCUCGGGUUUUCUCCAGUUCUGGCUCGUCGAGGGUUUCUCCUUCUCCUCCUCGUGUGUCUCGUCUCGUUGCCCCGUUUGCAGGGUGCUGGUUCGCGCAAGCAGCCACCUGGUAUUGAGAUAUUAGUUUCCGGACAGUCCAACGCUGUAACCCAGAAAGUUCUCACGACAGAUGGCAGAGAGUGCAGGUUUCCUUUUCGCUUCGGCGGGGUGAUUUAUCACCGGUGUAUCUCCAUGAACUCUCACACGGCCUGGUGCUCUCUCACACAUAACUUUGACCGAGACCAGGCGUGGGGAUUCUGCAGUUCACGAGCACGCCUCUUCAGCGGUUUUCUUCCUUCACGUCGCGGGCCGAGUCUCUGUCAGCAGAACCCGUGCUUGAACGGCGGUGUUUGUGCGACGGCUGCCCACCUGAACUCCUUCGACUGCGUGUGUCCGGACGGAUUCGCCGGAGCUCUGUGUGAAACCAAGAAGUGCUACGAGCCGCUGCAUCUGAAGUACUACGACACCGGAGACUCGUGGGGACGGAUCUACCUGCGCUCCGUAGAGCUGUGCACGUGCCUCGGCGGAGGGGUGAGCUGCGAGCGUGCACGUUACACGGCAUGUUUGAGGAAUCUCUGUGAAAAUGACGGGGUCUGUAGGAUGAUUGAACACACUGGUGAAGAGGUGUGUGGAUGUACAUCUGGAUAUACUGGACGAUACUGUGACAUCAAGCCGGGCGAGCAGUGUUACGCCGUCUCGGGCGCUCAGUACCGCGGUGUGCUGAACGUCACGGCCUCGGGCUCGUCUUGUCUGCCGUGGAACUCAGAUCUGCUUCACACUGAGCUGAGUCUGGAGACGGUGGAGAGCGCCGCCCGCCGGGGCCUCGGGGAACACGCCUUCUGCAGGAGUCCUGAUGAAGAUGAGCUGCCGUGGUGUUACACGAUGGCGGAGCGGGUCGUUUCGUGGGAGUACUGCGACGUCAAGCCCUGCUCCAAACCAGCGACGGGCCGCAGGGGUCCCGUGGCCCCGAGGCCGUCCCGCAGUCCCACGAGGCCCCCGGCGUGCGGGAAGAGGCACGAGAAGCGCGUCAGUCGAGGGCGUAUCCUGGGCGGGACGUCUGCGCUGCCCGGAGCUCACCCCUGGAUGGCAGCGCUGUACAUCGGAGAUGAGUUCUGCGCAGGAACGCUGGUCUCUUCCUGCUGGAUCGUGUCGGCCGCUCACUGUUUCCUGCGCAAUCCGUUGAAGUCACAGAUUCGGGUCGUCCUCGGCCAGCACUCCUUUAACGACACCGGUCCCAACACCAGGACCUUCUCUGUUCAGCAGUAUAUUUUAUAUCCGAGUUACACACAGUUUGAGCCGACCUUAAACGACAUCGCUUUACUGAAGCUGAAGAAGGUUGGUGGACGCUGCGCUCCGAAAACACCCUUCGUCAGGCCCAUCUGUCUGCCGGGGAAACACAUGACGUUUCCUGAUCACUCCUGCUGUAAGAUCUCCGGCUGGGGUCACAUGCACGAGAAGGCAAACUCGUACUCUCACCUGAUGGAGGGAGCGGUGAAGAUCAUCCCGUUCGAUCGCUGCUCAUCUCCAGACGUCUACGGGUCGGAGGUCAGGUCAGGGAUGCUGUGCGCCGGAAGCGAGUCCUGUGUGGACGCCUGUCAGGGGGACUCGGGCGGGCCGUUAGCGUGCGAGUGUGACGGCGUGAGUUUCCUCUACGGGAUCAUCAGCUGGGGAGACGGAUGCGGCCGCUCGGGGAAACCCGGCGUUUACACCCUCGUGCCCAAAUAUUCCGACUGGAUCAACGGCGUCAUCAACAAAUCCAGAAAGACAUCCCAGAAAACAUCAGUGAACGGAACAACAGUGAACAUCUGCGUCGGUAGUCACUGCCAAAGAUAAAACUACUGUGACUUUACUAUUUAUGUGUUCAUUUUGAUUGCUGUGAAAUAAAUUGAUUUAUUCUUU
Molecule: messenger RNA, 2357 nt
Organism: Puntigrus tetrazona (Sumatra barb)
Lineage: Eukaryota; Metazoa; Chordata; Actinopteri; Cypriniformes; Cyprinidae
Gene: hgfac
Product: hepatocyte growth factor activator
Exons: 14
Coding region: 417-2291 (624 amino acids)
Biological process (GO): zymogen activation; blood coagulation
Cellular component (GO): extracellular region
Molecular function (GO): serine-type endopeptidase activity
Source: RefSeq, a predicted model, not a curated record